UUGUAUCUCGCAUGUAAAUUGUUUCGUUACAUCGGACAUUUAUAGAUAAUGUGUGUUUAAACAAGAUUAAUUAUGAACCAGUUUAAAAUGCUGAUUUAGAAAUAUAACUUACCUGUACAUAUGUCUUCAAAUUAGGUCAUCAAAGGUAAGCAAUUGAACGCGUCCAGGUGAAACUGUCAACUUCCUGUGCAAAUUGAACAGAAACAAAAUGGGGAAAGACGUUUUAACACUUUGUGGUGCGGUUUUAGCGGCCCUUGCCUGCUUGUUCACGAUUCUUUCGUUUUCAACUUCUCACUGGCUGGAGAGUUUUCAAGAAGCCAGAAGCGGAUUCAAGAGACUCGGUCUUUGGGAAGCAUGUUUUGACAAAUACACAUACGACAAAGACACAUUGGGCAAAACGUACGAUGAAUGUGGAUGGAUCUUUUCGUACGACUACCGACCGAUCUUUGAUUGGCUCAAUCCAGCCUGGUUCCUGGCCGUGCAGGUGAUGAUGACACUGGCUCUCAUCCUCUCCCUGGUGACCGCCAUCCUGUGUCUACUUGGGAUCCUCAACUUCUGUCCUGACCACCGCGUGUCCGUCGCACAGCUGACCAACUCCAUUCUCAUGUUCAUCACUGGUGCCCUACUGGCUCUCGCGGUGACAAUUUUCGGAAUCAAGGCCGACACUGACCGCGCAUGGCUGCCAAGACCUGACCAGAACUACAUGUCGUGGUCCUUUGGGCUCGCAGUAGUUGCAGGUUUCUUUGCGAUAUUCUCGGGAAUGUGCUUGGUCAUUGACAGCCUGCGUCUGAGGAUAAAGGCGCGCAAACAGAAUGCCCCACACGCUUUCAGCGACUACAAAAUGAAGACGGUUCCACCGCAGUACAACUGAUCGCUUUGAAUGUGUACCUUUAUCCAUGGCAACAUACUGGACUUAAAUAACUUUUAACUGUUGCCACAACUAAUCUCUGUUUUAGAGGUAUACCAAUUUAAAACAUUGCAUUGAUACAUCUAAUGAUUUUAAGAUGUGCUUUUUUGUACAAUGAAGUUGCAUGUACAUUGAGCAUGUACAUUGAAAUUUUUAAUUGAUGAAACAAUAAUGGAAUCUAAUGAGACACUAUAGAAGAUAACAUUAAAUUGAUGGAAAACAUAUGGAACAACCAUGUAAUUGAAUUACACAUAUUUUAAUUGAUGAGACAACAAUGUAUUCAUAUGAGACAAACAAUAGAAUAUACCAUUUAAUUGAAGGAAUGCGUAUGAAACAACAAUUUUAUUGAAUUAGACAAAUUAAAGUAGAUACUAUUUAAACUUAUUGGUAAAAUAGGUUUUCCUAACCGGCAUAGUAAGAAACGGCUGUUCUUAUAUGAUAUAUAAAAGAUGCAAUAUAAAAGAUGAGAUAUUCGCUGGGAUUAAAGAAAGGAGUGCAUAUUAUAUUAUAAAACGAGUACACAACCAGAGCUGAUGGUGGUAGCCAUGUCCUUCUCACAUGUUUUGUAUAUAUCUACAUUUUGUGUAUGUACUUUAUAUAAUGCCUCAUUUUUAUUAAUGUAAAUACGUUUUCAUUCAAUUCUUCAGUGGAAAAAAUAUAAUAUGUAUAGUUCUGGCUACCAUAACUUUAAAUGUCGCUUUUCAUGAUUUUUGACAGGCGCGACUUUAUACACACAGGUAUGUCAAUACUAUAUAAACUGUACGCUGGAGUUUCUUUAGCUAUAAUAUGUACUGUUAGCAUCAUGUUGGAAUAUAUUGUAGAUUUUAUCAAAUCAUUUAUUUUUCUGCUGGUAUUCAUGUUUUAAAUUUUUUAGUCAUAACACCAUGAUGUUAAAUUUUGCUAAGAAAUAAAUCAAACAACAUUUAUAUUAUAUAAAACAAUAUUUGAUAGAAAGUGCAAUCAUUCAAAGUACUUAAUAAUUGUUUAGUUUUAUAGAGAGAAAUGCUAAAACAUGCAAUAUCUUCAUUUAAAGUAUAGCACAAAAUGAUAAAUUCAUGUUCUUAUUAACCUCUAUGUCCUCUCCAUUCCUUGUUUUAGAAAUUUAGAAUGCUCAUGUACAUUGUAUAAUAGGCAUUCAUCAGUUUGACAUUGUAAAAACCCAUGAAGUAACAUUGUAAAACAAGUUGGUUGUGCUCGUAAUAAUGGACAACAGCAGACAUUACUAUUAUCAUUUUAUAUUGUGAAUCAUUCAUAGUUUUACAUGUAAUCUCAAACAUUCUGUGGCUGAAAGUGACCCCUCAGAGAUAUUGUCCUUCAUACUUACUUUUCAUAUUUCCAGAAAAUGGCAAAACAUUUUACGGUAUCUAUAGUUUCUUUUUUGUAGAUUUUGUUUGUUUUUAAUAUGCAGUAAUAAGUUAAAAUAACCAAAACAUGUUUCGUAAGAAUUCUUAAAAAAAACUAAGUACCAUAAUGAAGAGUGUGGGAAAGAUCUGGACCCAUAUUUCCCAACCCAUUCUUAGAAUCAGAAAUAAAACAUAGAUUUCGGACCAAAGAAAAUAGUCCGGGAUUUGGACAUAUACAGGCUACCACUGGUACUGUCCUAUUAAACAGGAUGUUCUAAAUGAAAAUUAUCAGCAAAUUUUAAGAAUAUAUUCCCAUUAUUGUACAAUGGCUUUUAACAACCCACCUUAUAGCCACUAGCCAGUACCUUGAGUGAUCCCAGAUCUGUCAUGAAAAGUUCAUAAUCUUUGAAGGGGUCACUAAAAUGUGUAAAUAUGUAUUUUUGUGCUUUUUUAUAUCCCAUUAAUCUUUAUACUAAUAUGAAGAUGUACAUCACCAACUAUAAGUAAUAAACAUUAAGUGACUA
Messenger RNA from Dreissena polymorpha, 2774 nucleotides. RefSeq lists its product as uncharacterized. The transcript is spliced from 4 exons. The record is from RefSeq and is a predicted model, not a curated record. The coding region runs from base 209 to 871 and encodes 220 amino acids. Gene Ontology annotation, cellular component: membrane. Lineage: Eukaryota; Metazoa; Mollusca; Bivalvia; Myida; Dreissenidae.